CUAAGACUUGACGUGUGCGUAUCUUCAGCAAAAAAAGACCUAGAUAUUCAAAGGAAAAGUAUGGAAAUUUCCUCCUUUGCUAGAUUUAUGCGACAUUGUUCGUGACUUCUACCUGAAACACGAAUCCCAAAAGCUCCCAAAAAGUUCCAGAUUUUGGGCAUCAUCGGAAGAGGGGGGAUACGGGAAGAAAGAUUUUGGGUAUCAUCUGAAGAACAGGGAGAAAGAGCAGAGAGAGAGGGAGUGGACCUUCCUCUAUAAGCAACCGCUCCGGUGCGUUUGGCACUGUAAGCUGCCAUUCGAGCGGAGGCGACAAUGGCGGACAACGCGGAGCAGAGGUAUCGAGCGGCGAUGGACAAGCUCUUCUUCUCCCCUCCAAAGCAAUCCACCAGCUGCACGGGAAUCCCAUCGUCUAGCGGCAGCAGACAGGGGGGCCUCCAACCAUCAACGUCUGAAGUGUACCAGCAAACGCCGACUGGGCAGCGGAGAAGCAACGCAGCGACGGUACCCAUAUGCAGGCCGUGGGAUCGAGGAGACCUUACGAGAAGAUUGGCCACUUUCAAGUCGAUUACCUGGUUUGCGAAACCUAAGGUAGUUAGUCCAGCAAACUGUGCAAGGAGAGGCUGGAUAAAUGUUGAGGCAGAUACUUUAGAGUGUGAGGCAUGUGGCUCUCGUCUUCUCUUUUCCACACCUUCAUCUUGGACAUCGCAGCAAGUUGAAAAUUCUGCGGCAGUUUUCAGUUUAAAACUAGACAGUGGACAUAAAUCAAUUUGUCCAUGGAAGGACAACAUAUGUGAUGAGCAUUUGACUCAAUUUCCACCAACUCCUCCUGCUGUUCUGGUUGAGAGUUUCAGGGACCGCUGUGGAAAGCUUUCACACCUUUCUGCUCUUCCUAUAGUUUCAUCUGCAGCAAUUGAAUACAUGAAUGGGCCCCAACUUGAUUGGUUUUUAGCGCAAUCAUCUCCUCCUGUUUGCACUAUAAUUUCUGGAGAUGUUAUCUCUACUCUUCAAAGUAGGGAUUUAGAGGAUGAAUCUGCAUCUGCUUCUGCUGCUAUAUAUCACAAGGCACAAAAAAUAAUAAGCUUAUGUGGUUGGGACCUGCGAGUACUUUCAUAUAUUGUUGAUUGCCAAGAUCAGACUCGUUGUGCAGAGGAUGUCAGUGUCCCAGAGAUUUCAGGAAAGGCUUCCCAGGAACAGAGCCCUAGCAUUCCUUUUAUUUCUGGUGUUGAUAAAGUCACAGAACAAGAUGAAAGUAGCUCUAUGGUUGAUGAACAAGAAGUUGAUCCUGCAUCUGUUGUACUAGAAUGUAAGCUAUGUGGAGCCUGUGUUGGCCUAUGGGCCUUUUCAACUGUCUCCCGGCCUUUGCAUUUGUUCAGUUUCAUUGAAUCUUAUGAUACUACAGUCGGAUGCAACAAAAGCCGAGUUUCUGUUGUUCCUGAGGCAUCAGUUUUUGGUGGUGGUGGUGGGAAAGGAUCCCUUCAAACUUCAGCAAACACAGUGGCUACAAGCUUCAAAGAAGCUUUACAGGAGAAAGGAGCUCUGAGCUUAAAUCUGACAAUAGCAGGAGGCCCUCCACCAGCAAAGCAGAAUUUUAGAACAACAGUUUCUUUGCCCAUCAUUAGUCGGCAUCUAAAAGCUGGAAUUUGGUGCAGCUCAGACACUAGAAAGGACAUUCCUGUUCAUAGCAAGCAACAUAGUGAAGAUCCUGGACUAAGCGAUGCAAACAAGUCAGUAAAUACACAAGAUGGUGAUGUUUUAGUUAAAACAGUUGGAAUACUAAAACGCAAAAGAGCAGACGAUGGCACAACUAUUUAUAACGAUGGGCUAUUGAGGGGACAGGUUAUUCUGGGUCAAGACCCUAGCAAGAUGGAAAAUAACUCAGGAACCUGUACAACUGCUGUGCAUGCAGUUGAAGGUUUCUGCAGUGAACAGACAACAGAACCUGUGGAAGAUGUUCUGGAGUAUUCUGGUAAUGGUGAAGCAAUGGACAGUGGUGCUUACGAUGCAUCAGGUACCACAAAGAAAGCAAGACUUAGCUCUCAAGUUUCUGAAUGUUGUGAUUCUACUCAAGAUAAUAGUCAAACUGGCAAGGAUGGUCAAAUAGGUGGCAUCUUAGUUGAGGAUUUUGUUGAUGCACCCAACCAAAUUGAUGAUGCCACUCCAACAGCAACUGAACUAUGUUAUGGAAUGGUUUCUGCAGAGAAUAAGUUCACAACUGAUACAUCUCAUUAUCUGUUAUCAUCUUCAUUCUCAGAAGACGGUGCUGUAGAUAAAAAGUGUGAACUUGAACAGGCAACACAUUCUGAUGGGAAAGUCACAAGCAUUAGAAAUGAAGAUGCCGACUUGCAGAACCCGCCAGCAGCCAUAGCUUUCAAGAAGGCUAAUGUCAAUUCUCAUAGUUCUGGUAAAAUCGCGGAAGUGAUGCCCUGGGACAAGACUAUGGAGUUUGAUCCCAUCAGACAGCAUAGGCAUUUCUGCCCCUGGAUUACUUCAUCAGGCAGUGGGAAGAGAGGUAUAGCUGGAUGGCAGCUGACACUGUCUGCUCUAGAACAAGAGAAAAAUGCUGCUUGUGAGUCUUCUCCAGUAGUUUCGACUGGACCAAGAUACGAGGGAGAAGAUCCAAUCUCCGUAAUCAGGAAACUUUUCCACUCUGGAUCUGCAAAAAAGACACAGAAAUCACAAGUGAAGUAGGCAAGGUUGAGCAUGUUGCGAUUGGUUUGUCUUGGCAUUUACGGGCUCUUUUAUCAUGAGGAUCAAAUGAUUGCAAAUGUCGUUUACAUCGACUCUCAUCAAGGAGAGAGUGAUCCUUUUGUGUUUGUCUCCCUGCGUUGGCUAGUUUUGACAUGAUAACAAUCAGUUUGAUGUAUGUUUGAUAUACUCUCAGCAGCUAUGUACAAUUCCUCGGUGUAUCUUAGAUUUUUGAGAGGUACAUGAGGCUUAUAGAUCGAUAGAAGUGCUUUCUUGAUGAAAUUUGAGCUAAACUCGCCAUUGUCGGCAGCAUUAAUUGAUUUCAACAGUGCUAUUUGCAAGAGAAA
Nymphaea colorata (pocket water lily) is the source of this 3032-nucleotide messenger RNA. RefSeq lists its product as uncharacterized. The record is from RefSeq and is a predicted model, not a curated record. Gene Ontology annotation, molecular function: zinc ion binding. Gene Ontology annotation, cellular component: nucleus. The coding region runs from base 313 to 2688 and encodes 791 amino acids. The transcript has 7 exons. Lineage: Eukaryota; Viridiplantae; Streptophyta; Magnoliopsida; Nymphaeales; Nymphaeaceae.